AUGGGGCCGAUCGAAGGUAGUCUGACCUAUCAUGUUCGAACCCUGUCUAGAAAUCCCAAGGGUGCGCUUAAUUUCAUGUACGAGUGGGUUGGUGAGCAAGUUGUCGGAGCGGUGUUGACUCCAUCUCCUCCUCCGCCGCCUACCUUCACUGCUCGUUAUCCUCCUCUUCCACUGCUAUAUGGGGCAGCUGCAACAACUGGGCAAUAUCUACCAUAUCUCCCUCCAGCCCCGAUGAUGGUGAUGGGACCAUUACGACUGCCACCGGGUAGUUACGGAUACCCACCUCCACCUCCUAAACCUGGGUAUGGAUAUGUGUACGAGUACGGAUACAGCCCGUACUAUCCAGUGCAAGUGCAAGGACAGCCUGAGCGUGUAAACAACUUGGGGAGCUUUCGACGAUGGCUAGGCAGAGUCCUUGCCGGGGCGACAAUUUCUGAAAUCCUCAAUAAUGUUUCACUACCAGAUGAUCUCGGGCUUUGA
Camellia sinensis is the source of this 480-nucleotide messenger RNA. NCBI's taxonomy places the organism in Eukaryota, Viridiplantae, Streptophyta, Magnoliopsida, Ericales, Theaceae. The record is from RefSeq and is a predicted model, not a curated record.